Messenger RNA from Drosophila ananassae, 1277 nucleotides. RefSeq names its product GTPase Era, mitochondrial. The transcript has 2 exons. Gene Ontology annotation, cellular component: mitochondrial matrix. NCBI's taxonomy places the organism in Eukaryota, Metazoa, Arthropoda, Insecta, Diptera, Drosophilidae. Bases 62 to 1207 code for a protein of 381 amino acids. Gene Ontology annotation, molecular function: rRNA binding; ribosomal small subunit binding; GTP binding. The record is from RefSeq and is a predicted model, not a curated record. Gene Ontology annotation, biological process: ribosomal small subunit assembly.
AAUAUACCAGAUACGCUUUUUUCUGGUGUCUGGUAACACUAAUAAAAUUAUAUUUCGCAAGAUGCGGUGUAAUUUGAUUUCAACGGCUUUAAACGUUCUAAAUAGCACAAAAAAUGGCAAGCUAUUUCUUAUUACCGCACGACGUUUUUCCGGCGCCUCUGAAAUAUCUUCUACAGUAGAACAGUCGGUACGCCAAUUUCCAGCUGACCCAAGUGGCAGAAGCAAAACCGAGCGGUCCCUCCACAUCGCAGUGAUCGGAGUUCCAAACGUUGGCAAGAGCACUUUUAUUAACCAUAUAGUAAAUCAUAAGGUGUGCCCCACUUCCACUAAAGUACACACAACUCGUCAAUCAAAUACUGCGAUCUGCACUCAAGGCCAGACGCAGCUUGUCUUUUAUGACACGCCCGGCUUGGUGACCCAGCGGGAAAUCCGAAAACACCACCUGGAGCAGAGCUUUAAGAGUGCCUAUCGGCACGCAAUCCAGAACGCCGAUGUCAUUGCGGUAAUUCACGACGCUUCUAAUGGAUGGACGAGAAAUGAGCUGCAUCCUACAGUGCUUGAUACGUUAAAGUCCUACGCCAACUUGCCAAGCUUUCUUGUCUUAAACAAAAUAGAUGCCUUAAAGUCUAAGCGGGUGCUGCUGGAUUUGAUUAAGACGUUAACCAAUAAUACCCUGACAGGAAAACGGUCUGGUAAGGAUGCAGAUCGGAAUCUACCACCAACCGUAGCCGAAGAAACACGCCUAAACAAGAGAGACACCACCUGGAGCCAUUUUAGCGACGUUUUUCUUGUUUCCGCCAUCACAGGCAGUGGCUUGAACGAACUGCAAGAUUACCUGGUGGGGCAGGCUCGGCCAAGGAAGUGGAAGUUCCCUUCUGACGUCUACACAGAUUCAAACCCCGAGGCGCUUAUUGUGGAGAGUGUGCGAGCUCGGCUUUUGGACUACCUGCCGCAAGAAAUUCCCUAUAACCUAAAGUGCGAGCUUGAGUACUAUAACGUGGAGAAAAAUGUCAUAUACACCUCAGUUCAGGUGGAAUGUCCGACGGCCCGCAUUGAGCGUCUGAUUUGUGGCGAGUCUAACGGAAAGUUGCGUCAAAUCACAGAGCGUGUUACCUCAGAUUUGGUAGAAAUGUUCGGCCAGGCUGUGUCACUUACCAUUUCAACUUUUUCUAAGGGAAAGAAGUCUGCGUCUAUAAAUCAAAAGUAAUUGCAGUUUGUUAAUUAAUUAUUGUUUUAAUUGUUUUAAAAUAUAAUAUAUGAAUUCACAAAAGUUUCAA